Penicillium verrucosum is the source of this 330-nucleotide messenger RNA. RefSeq lists its product as uncharacterized. The transcript has a single exon. The coding region runs from base 1 to 330 and encodes 109 amino acids. Lineage: Eukaryota; Fungi; Ascomycota; Eurotiomycetes; Eurotiales; Aspergillaceae. The record is from RefSeq and is a predicted model, not a curated record.
AUGGAGAGAAUCCUCGGCUUCUUUGUGUCCAUUGCGAAGGAUAAACAAAGGAAACAAAAGGGCGAACAUAAUUAUACGUGGUCUCAUAAAAAAGAGUUUUUGUGGGCGAUGCGACAGGAUUUGAAUGAGUACAUGGCGUCUUUCAGUGACCAUGACGAACAAACACUCCUCGAGCCAAAGCUUAACCACGUAUGGUUCCAAGCGGCCCGAAAUGAGAUGGACGAACGGGGGGCUAUUCCCCAUACCGUUGAGGAUUCAGAGGUGCACGUUCUCCACGGGUCUGUUGUGAAAUUGGAAUGUGAAUACUGUUAUGAUUGUUAUGAUGAAUGA